GGAAGGAGGAGGAGGAAGAUUUUAUGAUGAAGCUGAGGAGGAGGAGUAAAUCAGUGUCAGACGCGGAAGAAGAAGCAGCCUCUGAAAAGGAAGCAGCAGCAGAAUGAAAGGAGCCUCCGCAGACGGGCGGACCACUUGUUGAACCACCUCCGGCUCCCCGGGGCCUUUCUGCUCCUUCUCCCGGGCUUCGACUCUUUCUUCCGGUUCUGUUCCGGCUCGUUUCCCGCUGCCAGCCUCAUGGCUCUGACUGGAAACGUGCUCAUCAGUGGGCUCCAGAGGCUCCAUACCUCCGCAGAGCCCCGCUGUCUUCAGGUUCGUCGGAUCGAUAUGUCAUCUUUUAUUCAUCCCGCCUGCUGAGCUCCGGCUCCGGGAGGCUGCUGCGGGCGGCGCCGCCGGCUGGCACCGCUGUCUCCGGCCGGACGGAGCCUGCUCGGCGUGGGGAGUUGCUGGGAAGCCAGCCGGGUUGGUCUUCCCCUCUGGAUUAGAACCGCCCAGGUUUAUGUUUGUGGAUAUUUCUGGACGGAACCAGGCGGCUGGUUAGCUCGCCGGCUCGGAGGGACCCUCAACACCGACCUGAGCGUCCUCUCCGCGGGGGAAAACCGCUGGAUCCGGCCGAUGAAAUGGCUCUUUAUCUGGAGACAACAGACUCGUGAUCUGUAUGAAACUGUGAUUUGUUUAAUUUGGAACCUGAUGGGUUUGGGUUGAAUUUCUGGACCUGGAUUAGCUUCCGAAGGAGGAGGGGGAAACUCCGAGACCCUCCCCGAGCACAGCGCCCCUUCCCCGGGCUGGCCGCCGCGUCCGGCCCGCUGGGAUGAGCUCACUGUGGGGCUGAACAUCCGUUAGAACAACGACCUUUCUACCUCAGAAGUCAGUUUACUGUACACCGUGUGGUGCCCGUGUUAUAAAACGGUGUUUACGGACAUGGCCGAGUCGACCCGGCCCAGCCCAGCGGACCCCGACGCCGCCAACUGCCGGGCUGCGAGUCCGGCUGCGGUGAAGAGGCGGGCGCAGCAGUCCACGAUGGGCCACAGCUUCAAGAAAGUCACCCUGACCAAGCCGACCUUCUGCCACAGCUGCAGCGACUUUGUGUGGGGUCUCAUCGGCUUCCUGUGCGAAGUGUGUAACUUCAUGUGUCAUGAGAAAUGCCUGAAGACGCUGCGGGCGGUUUGCACCUGCAUGGCUCCGUCUCAGGUUCAGGUGCCGGUGGCUCACUGCUUCGGCCCGGCCGGUCAGAAGAAGCGCUUCUGCUGCGUGUGCAGGAAGCAGACGGAGGGAAGCACGGCGCUGCGCUGUGAAGUGUGCGAGCUGCACGUCCACGCCGACUGCGCCGCCUUCAGCUGUGCAGACUGUCGCUGCUGCCACCUGGACCAGAACCUGCAGCAGGAGUCGCUGCAGCACCAGUGGAGGGAGGGCGACCCGGCGUCGGCACGCUGCGAGUUCUGCCGCCGCUCCUGCGGUUCCUCUGAGGUUCUGUCCGGGUUGAGGUGCGAGUGGUGCGGCGUCACGAGCCACGCGUCCUGCUGCCACCGCCUCCCGGCGGAGUGCCCCCUGGGGCGACUCCGCAGCAUGAUGCUGCCGCCGCCGUGCGUCCGACUCCAGUCCAGGAACUUCAGCAAGAUGCAGUGCUACCGGAUCGGCGAGAGCGGCAGCCAGGACCGCGAUUACUGGGAUGAAGCCGAACCAGCAGCUGCUGCGCCCAGAGAGCUCCAGUCUGCAGCUCCAGAGACCAGUAAGCAGGUCAUCAGGGUGUUUGACGGCGAUGAUGCGUUGAGGCGCGGCUUCUUCCGAUUGGCUCCCGGCUGCCGAGGCGUGAAGAACGAGGAAGUGGAGGCGGCGCUGAGGGCCUUCUACCUGCCCGGCGAGCCUCAUCACUUCGACCUGGAGAACGUCGGCGCCGUGCAGCGUCACCAUAGCGACGACUACCAGAACCAGAACGCCAGCGACGCCCGGGUACUGAGGGCCAAGCUACGGCGUGAUGAUGUCAUCAAGGUGCACGCUGCCUGGAGCAGGUCGAGUGCAGCGUCGGUGGAAGUGUCAGAGACGAGCACAGCGGCGUCCGUCCUGAGCGACGUUCUGCUGCAGCUGGACAGACAGGGUGAAGACGCGUCCAGCUUCAGUCUGCAGGAAGUUUACAUGAGCAGCAAGCAAGUGCAGAGACAAACCCUGAGUCCUCAGGAGAAGAUGGUGGACAAACUGCAGGACAUCAGGAAGNUCUCCCUGCGGCAGAUGAACCAGACCCGUUUCUACGUAGUCCAGAACCAGAACCCAGCCGUGCAGGUCGGCCUGCUGAUCUCAGGACUGCCCCCCCUGCUGACCAAAGAGGAGUACUGCGGCCUGCUGCAGGAACACCUGGACUUCAAGGGUCACCUGGUCACGCUAACUCACUUCUAUGAAGCUCAAGGCGCCGUGGCGCUGCAGAUUAGCUGCUUCGCUGAAGCAGAGAGGAUCUACAUGUUGGCUAAAGACACGACCAUCAGCAACAAGACUCUGACAUCACUGAUCAUACCUGAAAUCCAGUGCCAGAAGCUGGGGGCCGCAGUCUGCCCCCUGCUGGUGUUCGUGAACCCGAAGAGCGGCGGGCUGAAGGGCAGAGAGCUGCUGCACAGCUUCCGGAAGCUGCUGAACCCCCACCAGGUGUUUGACAUCACCAACGGAGGCCCGCUGGCUGGCCUCCAUGCCUUCAGGGAGGUUCCCAGAUUCCGGGUUCUGGUCUGCGGCGGCGACGGCACGGUGGGAUGGGUUCUGGGGGUUCUGGAGACCGUGAGGCACAAGCUGGUCUGCCGCGAGCCGCCCAUCGGCAUCGUCCCUCUGGGAACAGGGAACGACCUGGCCCGGAUCCUGCGCUGGGGGCCGGGUUACGGCGGCGACGACCCCCACCACAUCCUGGCGUCUAUGGACGAGGCGGACGAAGUCCAGAUGGACCGCUGGACCAUCCUGCUGGACGCGCAGGACGUCUCAGAGGACGGGAAGGACAGCGGCGUCCUGGAGCCGCCCAAGAUCGUCCAGAUGAACAACUACUUCGGCCUCGGCAUCGACGCCGAGCUCAGCCUGGACUUCCACCUGGCCCGGGAGGGAGAACCCGACAAAUUCACCAGCAGGUUCCACAACAAAGGCGUUUACGUGAAGGUGGGUCUGCAGAAGAUCAGCCGCAGCCGCAGCCUCCACAAGGAGCUGCAGCUGCAGGUGGACAAGCAGCCCGUCCCGCUGCCCAACAUCGAGGGGCUCAUCUUCCUCAACAUCCCCAGCUGGGGUUCUGGAGCCGACCUGUGGGGGUCGGAGGCCGACGGCCGGUUCUCCAGGCCCAGGAUUGACGACGGCCUGCUGGAGGUGGUCGGGGUCACCGGGGUCGUCCACAUGGGCCAGGUCCAGAGCGGGCUGCGCUCUGGGAUCCGGAUCGCCCAGGGAUCCUACAUCCGCCUCAUCGUCAGCAAAGAGCUUCCUGUCCAGGUGGACGGCGAGCCCUGGCUGCAGGCGCCGGGACACAUCAUCAUCUCUGCUGCCGGACCCAAGGUCCAGAUGCUCAGGAAGUCCAAACUGAAGCAGAGGAAGUCUCCGUCCAGCAGAGACGGACGCUCAGACAGUCCGUCCUCCAGAGACGGGGGACACUGACCGGACCGGACCGCCAGUUCUGCCUCUGUAGCUGCUUCCUGCUGAAGCCAGGAGGCCGGCCCGGUCCGGUCCGGUCCGGUGGCUGAGAUUCCACUCAUGUAGCGUUGUAGCCACAGACCCACAGGAAGACGACUCCACUUCCUGCUGAGGAAGAGGGUGAGGUCAAAGUUCAUUCCUGCUCCUAAGACAAAAAUAAUCAUCUUCAUUGUGACCGUCAGACAUUCAGGACGAGUGAGGAGAAGAACCGGGUUCAUCGGGUCCGAGCGGAACCAGAACCGCUGCUAAGCCUUAGCCGUGGAUUUAUAUCGUCCAAAUGUAGAAAUACCGCAGGAGGAAGAGGAGGAUGAAGAGCGGCAUCCAGACGGGCCGUUUGCUCUGCAGACAUCUGGACCAGAACCGGGUCAGGUUCUGGAGAACAUCCAGAACAUGGACCAUAAGCUCCUGGUUCCUCUCCUGGUUCAUUGCCACAUUAAAUGUUUUGACCGGUUGCCAUGGUGAUUCCCGCCUUUUCUGGGGCUCCUUGAGGGGGCGGAGCUCCAGAACCUUCUGGUUCCUGCAGAACAUUAGAACCUCCAGAACCAAUGAGGGAGUGGACACAUCUCUUUGCUCUCUGAUUGGCUAGAAACCAGGAAGUCCUCCAGCAGUGGGAGUCUGAAAGUCCUACGAUUGGACGGAGAAACAAGUUGAAUUCAGAAGGUUCUGGAUGUUUAACCGGGUCAGAACCAACAUCACUCAGAGCUGGACAAACUGGAGAACAACUGGAAAAAUCCUCAAAGUUAAACUGGGAGAACUGGGAAAGUAAUCAGAAUUUUAACUGGGUCGGGGAAAGUCCAGCUUCCUGUGACCCGGUUAGAGUCUGGAUGAUGGUUCUGAUGGUUCUGAUGGAUAUGGAGGUCCAAAUGGAACUGGGUUUAUCACUGCUUUAAACUGCAGUCCCAGGCACGUGUGGUCCAAGCAGGUUUCAGGACUGUGGUUCUGAUGGGUCUGCUGGUUCUGAUGGGUCUGAUGGGUCUGGUGGUUCUGAUGGGUCUGGUGGACCCUCCAUGUUGAUGGGUUUACAUUUACUGUAGGUCUGAUGUUUCUUUUUAGCCGUCGUAUUUUUCUUAUUUUUGGUGCUACAAAAAAAAAUCCUGGUGACUUUCUGUGGGUUCUGGAGGUUCUGGGUCAGUUUUACGGGACAAACAUGAAACUGCAGGGUUCUGUUUGACCCGUUGGGUAAAUUUUCAGAACUUCUGACUGAAGCGUCUCGUCCAGCUUUGCGCUUCCUGAGGGUUCAGGUUGCAGUUCUGCUGAUUGGCCAGCAGGAGGCGCUGCAGGGGGGGGGGACGCAGUGGCGUCCAGAACCAGAACCUAGCUGUUCUGGUUCCUGUUGGUCUGAAUGAAAACGUGAGACUCGGCCUGGCGGCACCAGAACCACAAAGGUUCUGACUGAAAUAACAGGCUGAUCAGGGUUUUAAUCCAGGAAGAUUAAAUGUUCUGGAUUUUAAAAACUGAAUUUUUAAUAAAACAUCAUCCGGGUCCAAAAUGUUCAGAUUCAUCUAAUUUAGUUACAUGAAAAUCAUGAUUGUUGUCCAAUGGCGACUCUUACAUUAAUGUACACAUUUUCCAUCAUCUUUGUAGUUUAAAGUCAUUAUUUUACUAAAAGGAAAUUUGAGCCGUAAAUAAUUUACAGACGUCAUUUUAUAAAUUUAUACUCUGAAAAUAUUUGACUUUUUUCCUCAAACGUUUAAUUUCAUCUCAUUACAUCUGGUUUUACACUUAAAUAAUUAAAAAUGAGAGAAUCUCCAGAUUUUCUUCAUUUUACAGUAAAAAUAAUCUGACAUUUUCUUUGAGUUCUAUGGAGAGCAAAGAGUGCCAAAUUGCGAUAAUUAAAUAACUGAUGAAAUCAUUACUUAAGUGUUACUAAUUUAUUAAAAUCGAAAAAUAAAUCCAGAAACAUUUAUUAAAGAUAAUGAAUUGUGCCCCAAUUAAAUGUUUUCAUUUUUAAAAGUAGAUAUAAUUAUUCCAUGAUUUAAUAAAGGUAUGUUCCCGCGCUCAUUAACAUAAAUUAAUUUAAACUAAACUUGACAAAUCAAACUCAGAGGGCGGGAUCAGGGCUGUUUCUAAAAAUAAGUCAUGAAAUAAUUACAUAUAUGUAAUUUAAUUGAGACGCAUAUAAUAAACAUUCAAUAAUUUACUUUUGUAUUUCUAGUUUUACAUAAUGACACAUUUAAAUUAUUAUUUCAUAAGUUAUUAUAAUUUGGCAUUCUCACUAAAUGAACACAAAGAGCACCAGAACAACAGCACAGGAGCUCCACAACAGGAGACGUUGUGGUUGGAGGCCCCGGGGCCUUCAGCGGCCCUCCUGCUGGGCCCCCAGGGUGCCCGGGGCCCCGCUGGGUCUUUAUCCGUCCAUGCAGUAGUCUUACUUUGCCACACUGCCAGUCGCACAACGAGCCUUCAUCGCUGCCAAACCUGACGUAACGUGUUGUUGCUGCUUUGACGUAACGUUUCUGCUUCUCGUGCCUCCGUAGUGGCGACCUGAGGCCCCGCCCCUUUCGGCUCAGGUGGGCGGAGCCACGCCCCCAGUGCGUAGCCGUUUAGCCUGUGUGUUAGCUGCCGGUGCAGUGGCGUCUUCCCCUCAUGUGCCUCUGGUUUCUGUCUGCUGUAACACUUUUUAUGAAUAGAUGACGUGUUUAUUUUUGCAAUCUGAAUCUGUUUUGAGUUUUGACUGUAACUUGCACUAAAUGAUCCUCUUCUAUGUGCCGUAAAGGUUCUGAUGAAUGUUAGCUAUAGCUAAUUAUAGGUCAUAAAUGUAUAUGGUUAAAUAACAGAUUGAUGUGUUUAAUCAUAAUAAAAUGGUUUAAUAUGGAAA
Messenger RNA from Poecilia reticulata (guppy), 6463 nucleotides. Lineage: Eukaryota; Metazoa; Chordata; Actinopteri; Cyprinodontiformes; Poeciliidae. The record is from RefSeq and is a predicted model, not a curated record.